AUGGCUGCAAGAAAAGAGGCUACUUUGUUUAUUGCAGCCCUUUUGUUCUGCUUCUGGACUUGUUCAACUGCAUGGCUUUCCCCUGCUGGUGUCAAUCCAGAAGUGCAGGCUUUGAUGGAUAUAAAGGAACUUCUAACCAACUCUGAAGCUUUUGUAAAGUGGGAUAGAGUUUCCGUUGAUCCAUGCAGCUGGGUUAUGAUUUCUUGUUCCAGAGAUAAUAAUGUUAUUGGCAUAUCAGCUCCAAACCAAGGUUUGUCUGGGCCGAUUUCGCCGAGCAUUGGAAAUUUAACUCACCUGACAAGUUUGAUUCUACAGAACAAUAAUUUGUCAGGUCCUUUACCUUCCGAGCUUGGAAUCCUCCCAAAGCUUCAAUCAAUUGAUCUUUCUAAUAAUGUGCUCACUGGAGACAUCCCUACUUCUGUUGCUGAAAUGAAAAGUCUCCAAUACUUGAGGCUAAACAAUAACAGCCUUUCUGGAACUAUUCCUCUGCCUUUCACAAAUAUGACUCAGAUGAAAAUUCUGGACUUGUCUUUUAAUAAUUUUAGUGGUCCUGUUCCGAAGCUGCCUGUUAAAACGUUCAAUAUUUUGGGAAACCCAAUGAUAUGUGCUACUGGAAAAGAGCCAGAGUGCAACGGGACGACUCCAAUGCCCAUAUCAAUGCCAUUGAAUAAUACACAGAGUGUUCUGCCUUUACCAAGGCCGAAAACUCAUAAAGUUGCACUAGCCUUUGGGACAAGUCUUGGAUGCAUCUGCCUGCUGAUUGUUGGAUUUGGUUUCUUUCUUUGGUGGAGACAGAAGCACAAUAAGCAGAUAUUCCUUGAUGUCAAUGUUUCAGAACAACACCAUGAUGAAGUCUGUCUAGGAAACCUGAGGAGGUUUCAGUUCAGAGAACUUCAGGUGGCCACAAACAACUUCAGCAGCAAGAACAUUCUUGGAAAAGGUGGUUUCGGAAAUGUGUACAAGGGUCAUCUCCAAGAUGGAAGCAUUGUUGCUGUGAAAAGGUUGAAAGAUGGCAGCGCCCUCAGUGGCGACACUCAAUUCCAAACGGAAGUUGAGAUGAUCAGCCUUGCCGUGCAUAGGAAUCUACUUCGUCUGUAUGGCUUUUGCAUAACUCCUACCGAAAGACUCCUGGUUUAUCCCUACAUGUCUAAUGGAAGCGUCGCCUCGCGUCUCAAAGCAAAACCAUCCUUGGAUUGGGGUAUAAGGAAAAGAAUUGCACUUGGAGCUGCAAGAGGCUUGCUUUACCUACAUGAGCAAUGUGACCCCAAAAUUAUUCACAGAGAUGUGAAGGCUGCAAAUAUAUUGCUGGAUGAUUACUAUGAGGCAGUAGUAGGAGACUUCGGGCUAGCAAAGCUGCUGGAUCACCGCGACUCACAUGUUACCACAGCCGUCAGGGGAACAGUAGGGCAUAUAGCUCCUGAGUAUCUGUCAACAGGCCAGUCAUCAGAGAAAACAGAUGUCUUUGGUUUUGGCAUUCUUCUGCUAGAAUUGAUCACUGGACAGAGAGCUCUAGAGUUUGGCAAAGCUGCAAACCAGAAAGGAGCCAUGCUUGAUUGGGUGAAGAAGAUCCACCAAGAAAAGAAGCUUGACAUGCUGGUUGACAAGGACCUAAAAGCCAACUAUGACAAGAUUGAACUAGAGGAAAUGGUACAAGUAGCUCUGUUAUGCACUCAGUAUCUUCCUAGUCAAAGACCAAAAAUGUCUGAAGUAGUUCGGAUGCUCGAAGGUGAUGGACUAGCUGAAAAAUGGGAAGCUACUCAAAGAGCCGAGGCUACCAGAUGCAGAGCCAAUGAAUUCUCGUCUUCAGAGAGAUAUUCUGAUCUAACAGAUGAUUCUUCAUUGCUUGUCCAAGCAAUGGAACUUUCAGGACCCAGGUGA
Messenger RNA from Oldenlandia corymbosa var. corymbosa, 1878 nucleotides. The record is from the annotation of a GenBank genome assembly. NCBI's taxonomy places the organism in Eukaryota, Viridiplantae, Streptophyta, Magnoliopsida, Gentianales, Rubiaceae.